GCACCGCUUUGCCGCCUCCCUGGUGGUGUCACCGCCGGGUGCGCGCGAUCCCGUGGACCCCCGGGGUCUGCGUCACCACCAUCCGCACCACCACCAUCACCACCACCACCAUCACCAACGGCACAGCGAGGACAGCGGCUCGGACGGUGGCUCGCCCAAGAAAGACGUGGACAGCGACGACGUGUGCGGCGGCGGCGGCAGCAAGCGGCGGCGGUCGCGCACCAACUUCAACAGCUGGCAGCUGGAGGAGCUGGAGAGGGCCUUCCUCGCCUCCCACUACCCCGACGUCUUCAUGCGGGAGGCGCUCGCCAUGCGCCUCGACCUCAAGGAGUCGCGCGUCGCCGUGUGGUUCCAGAACCGGCGCGCCAAGUGGCGCAAGAAGGAGCACACGAAGAAGGGCCCGGGCCGGCCGGCGCACAACGCGCACCCGCAGACGUGCAGCGGGGAGCCCAUCCCGGAGGAGGAGCUGCGGCGCAAGGAGCGCGAGCGGCGCGAGAAGAAGCUGCUCAAGUCGCUGGAGCGCCAGCAGCGCAAGCUGGCCGCCAAGGGCGUCGCCGUCGACCUGGACACGCUGCGGCGCGAGUGGGAGGCCCAGCAGCAGCAACAGCAGCAGCAGGCGGGGGGCGGCGGCUGCCGCAAGGUGGCGGGGGCGGCGGCGGCCGCGGCGGCGGCGGCAGCGGCGGCGGUGUCGCGCCACCAGCUUCUGUCGGCGCACGACUCGUCCAGCUGCUGCAGCAGCACCAACGCCUCCACGGCGACGGCCCGCGACGUCGAGAUCGACGUGGUGGGCGACCCCUCCGAGGACGAGUCGGCCGCCCACGCAGACCAGCCGCAGUUCGACUCCCCUAACUCCCACGCCACCCGACCGGAAGACUACGGCUCCUUCCAGCCGUUCCAGCAACAGCAGUUCCACCACCAGCAGCAGCCGCUGGACGUCCCCAAGUCGCCGUCACCGCCCGCGUCCAGCGACGCGGCCAAGCAGCGCAGGCCCAACCCGUUCAGUAUCGAGUCGCUGCUGUCGCGACCCGACGAUCGACACCUGCGGCACACACCCCCGGCGCCGACGCCGCCCCCACGCGACGCCGGGACGCUGUGCAGGCCGGCGCCCGUCUCGCUGAGCGGCGGCGUCCUCAUCGGCAGCAGGACGCCGCCCACCGGCUGCUUCAGCCACCUCAUCACUGGCUAGCGACGCGCCGGCCUCUCCACCAGCGCACAUCGACACCUGUCUGACAGACAUCAGCUAUCACUGUAGCUUCCAGACUAACAUCUAAUCGGACCUCUAACAUCGUAUGCGUUUUUCGAAAACGGAAAAUCUGAAUUAUGCUUUUCCUGAAAAGUCAUGAAACGACGGACUGGUUUUAGCUUACGAGACGGUUCUGAUAAAUCUUUAGCUGCAGACAUAGCUUGCUGAUCACCGAAGUUAAGCACUAUUGGGCAGGGCUAGCACAGCACGGGUCUUCGGAGCACCGUUGACAAGCAGGAUGCACUCGGACCUUAUGAGGCCAAUUGAAGAGCUGUUGACUUAGAAGUCGCAGAUCCGGUCACGAAAGCUGACAACAAAUGGAAUAGUGGUGUGCUGACCACAUGCCCCUCAUAUUAGUAUCCAGCAGCGCCUGUGAGCUAGGGAUGACACUUCGGUCGGUCGGUACUGUUGGACCGUCUGAGUCCUCUUCCGAUGGAGACAUAGUUUACGGAUUCAAAGUCCUAGAGUACUGGACGUUUCGACCACUCUGCUUGGACCAUCUUCAGCAUCCGCUCUGCAACCAGCGAAAUCGGAAUAAUCCCAAGCAGUAAGACUUCGUUUCCGUUAAUAGGAGGUGUAAGAGAAAAGUAAUGAGACAGAUUCUUUAUCUACCAAAGUUUUUAUUUAU
This is a messenger RNA of Schistocerca nitens (vagrant locust), 1871 nucleotides long. Its product is annotated as homeobox protein unc-4 homolog. Gene Ontology annotation, molecular function: sequence-specific double-stranded DNA binding; DNA-binding transcription factor activity, RNA polymerase II-specific. Gene Ontology annotation, biological process: regulation of DNA-templated transcription. NCBI's taxonomy places the organism in Eukaryota, Metazoa, Arthropoda, Insecta, Orthoptera, Acrididae. The record is from RefSeq and is a predicted model, not a curated record. Bases 293 to 1186 code for a protein of 297 amino acids. The transcript has 3 exons.